Sugiyamaella lignohabitans is the source of this 390-nucleotide messenger RNA. RefSeq lists its product as uncharacterized. Bases 1 to 390 code for a protein of 129 amino acids. The transcript has a single exon. Gene Ontology annotation, cellular component: cytosol. NCBI's taxonomy places the organism in Eukaryota, Fungi, Ascomycota, Dipodascomycetes, Dipodascales, Trichomonascaceae. The record is from RefSeq and is a predicted model, not a curated record. Gene Ontology annotation, molecular function: L-methionine (R)-S-oxide reductase activity; protein binding.
AUGUACAAAUCUUUGGAGAGCAGUCCAUUAUCGAAAGUAAAUUGGGCUGGUUUUUAUGUAGUAGACCCAAAAGACUCGAGCCAGCUCAUUCUGGGUCCAUUCCAUGGUCAGGUUGCCUGUCAAAUUAUUAAAAUAGGCAAAGGUGUCUGUGGAACUGCUGCUUCAUCCAGAGAAACACAGCUAGUAAAAGAUGUUGAGAAAUUCCCUGGACAUAUUGCAUGUGAUGGAGAUACGAAAUCAGAGAUUGUUGUUCCCAUUGUGGACAAAUCCUCUGGUAAAGUAUUCGGAGUUAUUGAUAUUGACUGUCAAGAACUAGAAGGCUUUGAUGAAGAAGAUCAAAAAUACCUAGAAAUCCUGGCAGAGAAGCUUAUCAAGUACUGUAAAUGGUAA